Prunus avium (sweet cherry) is the source of this 1905-nucleotide messenger RNA. Its product is annotated as F-box/kelch-repeat protein At3g23880-like. Gene Ontology annotation, molecular function: protein binding. Lineage: Eukaryota; Viridiplantae; Streptophyta; Magnoliopsida; Rosales; Rosaceae. The record is from RefSeq and is a predicted model, not a curated record.
UAUAAAUUAAACAGCGCCGGGGGGGUCUACUCUUACUCUUACGCUUUCUUUGUAUGUAUAUGUCUAUAUAGACUAUAGACUCAUAGAGAGAGAGAGAGAGAGAGAGAUUGGAAAUGAAGCAGUUUGAACAAGAAUAAUCUCUGGCAGCAGCAGCUUCACUUCACACCCAGCAGCGAUCGAGCGCCUAAUUUGUUCCAUCCAUCAGCGGUCAGCGGUCAGCGGUCAGCGGUCAGCGGCCGGUACGUGAAUAGAUUAGACGGAGUGUCUCAACCUGCUGCACAUGGACAUGGAUCAACAUUGGAUCUCAUCAACUCUCAACAUCCAAUCCACUUCCACACAACAACAACAACAAGUGACGACAAUAUCGAUGGAAACCUCAUUAUUGGAUCAUCAAUAUCUCAACAACAAUAAAGAACAAGAGGAAGAAGAUGAACAACAUCAUCAGCGCCAGCUUCCUUGUGAGAUUGUAGAGGAAAUCCUCUUGCAGCUGCCGGUGAAUUCGCUGCUUCGCUUCAGAUGCGUAUGCAAGCCAUGGCUUGCUCUCAUCUCCGACCCAAAAUUCAUCAAGUCACACCUCCACAACCACUCUCCAAAACAAGAUGAGGGUGAUGAUGUUGAUGAUGGUAAAACUAGAUCAUCAAAAGCACUAGUCAUGCUCUCCUCCUCCUUGUCCCUCCUUAAGUCGGUACAUGUACAAGUACUCGAUACUAGAAUUGAAGCCGGAUCAGCAGAGGCAGAUGCAGCUGGAGCAGCUCGCACAACUAGUACUAGAGUAGUAGUCGUGGAGGAGGUACAUGAGUCCCCGAUGAGGCACCAGGCAGUUCAAGACAUGAAGAUUGUUGGAUCUUGUAAUGGCCUCUUAUGUUUGGUGCUUCACUCUCAAGAUAUGAUGAUUUAUAAUCCAUCCACCAGGCAACUUCAACCAGUACCACCUCCACCUCCACCUCCACCGCCAACCAAUAAUUAUUAUUCCGGUAAGGACUACUUCUAUGGCUUUGGCUAUGAUUCCAGCAACGACGAUUACAAAAUCGUGAGGGCCUCUUGUUCCAGUAGGAAUGGCAAUUUCGCCACCCACCUUGACAUGUAUAAUUUGAACACCAAUUCAUGGAGAGCUGCCAUCAAAACCCUCCCUUGUUACUUUCUGUCUAAUGUGGUGGGCACCCUAUUGAACGGGGCUCUCCACUGGGUCGUCCGGCUUGCUGCUGCUGAGAGGCCUUUCUCAAUCGUUUCUUUUGAUGUAACGGAGGAGACGUACCGAUACGUGCCCCUGCCAGGCGAGGGCGACAAGAACUUCUCCUUCUAUGGUUUGGGGGUUUUGGGAGGAUGCCUGAGUAUGCUUCACAGCCCCCAUGGCUCGGAUUAUGAGGUGUGGUUGAUGAAUGAAUACGGGGUGAAGGCGUCUUGGACUAUUUUCACAACCAUUCCGCAGAAGAUGGAGUCUGAAUACCUGGGAUUGAUGUCGCUUGUGCGUAUCUUAAACAACGGUGAAAUUGUCAUCCUGUUGCAUCAAAGGAAGCUAGUCAUCUACAAUCCGGGGCACAGAACACUUCGAACCAUACUCUCUGGGGAUAUUCAUUCUUCUCAACUGGCUUUAUACCUGGAGACUCUAGUUUCGCCCUCUGCCGCUCCCACCAUCAAAACAUACUCAUCAUCAAUCACUCCACUCAAUCAAGCUAAAGCUAGCCCCUGAUGAGGAAUUACUUGAUUAUAUAUAUAUAUAUAUAUAUAUAUAUAUAUAUCAAUAACCACAGCAAUGCAAGAAAAGUAAGAAGAAGAAGAUGAGCUCAUGUCAUGUAAUUUAUAUUUAUGUAUCGUUACUCCGACGCCGAUCCGAUCUUUGUAAUUAUACAUGACCUCUAUUCUGUUAUGUUAUAUCAUAUAUCAUGUAUCUUCUUCACUUAAUCA